ACAUGGUUGCAGAGACGAUAAUGAUACAUCGGUAUAUGUAUAUAUAGGGCGUGUGCGUUCGUUAUCGGAGACUUCUUAUCAUUCGGUUCGUGUGAAGAGGCACACCUAGUUCCUCUUUUGCUGUCCAUGUUGAGAAACCGUUCAAUCGCUCCAGUUCGUAUCAAACGCUCACUGGAUAUCGUGUCCAGAUCAGCAAUGAGGAAUCUCGUCUGGAUAAUUCUGUUCGUUGCGGCUGCACGCGCAGAAUACAAAUUCUGCGCACCCUACGAAGUAGUAGACGAAUCUUCAUGUUACGCAGUGCAACGUGGUGAUAACAGCGAAGUGUCAUGUUUUCGAGUGGCGGAUAGUGCUGAGUGCGCUAUUCGCUUAGCUCAAGGCGAGGCCGACUUUGGUGUCUUUAAUGCGGAAGAAUUAUUAUUAACGUACCAAUUUUAUCAAUCUGAAAUGCAACCCAUUCUUCAAUUGAGACAUAAAGAUAGGCAGCAAGAUGAAUCUGAAUUUCAAACGGUGGCAGUGAUUCCCACAAGUUUGGACCUUAAAGCCGUAUCUCCUGAGGAGCGUAUCAAAAAUUUGAAAAAUGGCGGCUUUUGCCACCCUGGUUUUAGCAAAUCUCAAUGGUGGAAUGAUUAUAUUCUCAAGCGUUUCGAAAAUACAGUGAAUCCCCCGCAGUGCCGCGAUGAUGUGACCGUUAUCGAGAAUGAGAUCAGAAAUCUUAGGAAUUUCUUUGGUAAAGCUUGUAGACCAGGCGAAUGGACUGCUGAUGUCGCCCUCGAUAAAGAAUUAAAGAGGAAAUAUUCGGAAUUGUGUGCUCUUUGUGACGACAGAGAGAAUUGCAAAUACAAUGAUGAUAUGCAGCAUCAUGGACAUGUCGGAGCUUUGCAAUGUUUAACUCGUGGCAAUGGUAAAGUGGCUUAUGUAGCGCUUAAAUACGUUCAAGAUAUCCUUAAAAGAAACGAGUCGUAUCAGUUUUUAUGUCCGGGUGGCAGCGUUCUCCCUUUAUCCACUCCAAAUCCUUGCACGUGGCUCAAACAACCGUGGAGCGUCGUCGUAGCUAGAAAUGAAGUCGCAGAUUCUCUUAAAAAAGAAUUGCUAUCGUGGCUGAGAUCUCCAGGGAAAGAAGACUGGAAAAAUGCUUUAAGCGCAAUUAUACAAGUGGACAGCAGAGCUUACGAAAUGGACAAAACGACUAUAGGUACGUACUUGAGUACCAACGGAAGAAUAACCGAAAUCGAUAGUAUUGAAACCUGCGGCAAGCACAUUCGUUGGUGCACGAUUGGCGAUCUGGAGACCAACAAGUGCAAGUGGGUGGCGAAAGCAGCGAAGGCUCUUGGCGUGGCACCGAGUAUUUCUUGUGUCAAUUCAACCUCCACAUUCCAAUGUUUCCGCGAGAUAGAAGAAAAUCGUGCAGACAUAAUAACUAUUGACUCCAACUACGGUUACAUAGCGCGAACGUUUCAUGGCCUGUCUACGAUGCUAUACAGCGAAACCGAACUGGAUAAGAAUAGCGUGAUAGUCGCGGUGAUGCGCGAGCCUGCAGACGAAAAUUACCCGGUAAAGAGCUUUUUCGAUUUGAAGAACAAAAGGGCGUGUUUCCCUGAGUACAGCGGAAUUGCUUGGUUGAGUUUCGUUAUGGCCGCCAGAACAAACGGUGUCAUCUCAUCUAAGAAAUGCGACUAUCCGUCGAUAGUGUCCAGACUGUUAUCUGGAGCUUGUACCCCCGGAAUAGAAGAUUCUGACCACUCACCCACCGGCAUGCCCUCGGACAUAUCGUCGACACUCUGCUCGGCUUGUGGAAAUCAAAUUGGUUUUGCCCCCUUCUGCGCAGGGGACAAAACCAAUCGCUAUUAUGGUGACAGAGGAGCCAUACGAUGCAUCAAAGAGGAAGCCGGCGACAUAGCGUUUAUCGAGAUAGGAAAUGUUCACAAUGACAAGCACUUCGAGCCGAGUGAGUACCGUGUUUUGUGCAAAAAUGGAAGUUUGGCCCAACAUGUAGGAAUUGAAGUCGAUGAGUUCUGCGCACUGUCAGUGACAAUCGACAGCGAGGUCGUUGGUCGUAAGCAAGAUGUCUCGCUAAUCUCUAGGACGGAUACCAUUCUGGCUCUAAAAAAGAUGGAAGAUUGGCUGGGAUAUCGCGUAAAUGCUCGAAGACCAAUUCACAUUUACGGACCAUUCAAUGGCACGUUAGAUCUUCUUUUCAAAGAUUCCUCGUCGGGUUUGCUUCCUACGUCGACGACGAAGAAAUCUGUGCUUGCCUAUAAAGAACUUUUCAGCCACGUCGAAAAGUGUAAUAACAAUGGUUCUUUCGUGGCCGUUAAUUUCGUUUUUGUAGCCCUAGUCGCACUUUAUCACCUUCUUUCCAGUCACGUACACUAAUUUUCUCUGCAUCGUUAAUUCCGAUAUUUACAAUAUUUACGUAAUACGCAAUUGCCAUACGUUAUACUUUUAAAUGUGCUAAGCAUUGACCAACUUUUGUACUUUUUUCAAAGAAUAAAAACAUCAUCACCAUA
Molecule: messenger RNA, 2507 nt
Organism: Solenopsis invicta (red fire ant)
Lineage: Eukaryota; Metazoa; Arthropoda; Insecta; Hymenoptera; Formicidae
Product: transferrin
Exons: 9
Coding region: 127-2373 (748 amino acids)
Biological process (GO): iron ion transport
Cellular component (GO): plasma membrane; early endosome; recycling endosome
Source: RefSeq, a predicted model, not a curated record